Rhagoletis zephyria (snowberry fruit fly) is the source of this 513-nucleotide messenger RNA. NCBI's taxonomy places the organism in Eukaryota, Metazoa, Arthropoda, Insecta, Diptera, Tephritidae. The record is from RefSeq and is a predicted model, not a curated record.
AUGGACUGGAUGUACAAGGGCAUCUCCGGCAUUGCCGACCGCGAGGAGUACCUGACGGGGCGGAAGAUCGACAAGACCUUUGAGAUGAUGGAGCGGGCGAGCAAUCCAAAUGCCGCCAAAGACGAGGAGGAAAGUGCGCCCAUCAACCAGCUGACCAGUGGAUCGGGCACAUUGGCGGAGGCCACCACCGUUUCAGUGAACGACCUGACGGCAAAGAUGCGCGAAGACCCGCUCUUUGCCAUUCAGAUGAAGCAGCACGAACAGCGAAAGGAGAUACUGCAGAAUCCAGUCAAGCUAAAGGCAAUUCAGGAGCUGCUGAAGACGGCGCUGAAGGAGGACAAAAAGCACAAGAGUAAGAAGAAGAAGAAGGAUAAGAAGUCAAAAAAGAAGCACAAGCAAAAGGACAAGGAAAGCCGAAGCGGAAAGUCGUCGCACUCGAAAAAGAGCCGCAAACGAGCUUCAUCAGACAGCAGUUCAGACNCUGAAGGAGGACAAAAAGCACAAAAAGAGUAA